GGGGGCGAGGAAUGCUGGGCCUGGCUGUGCCCAGAUGCUGGGGCCCCUGGAGGGCCUGGUCCGGGGCCUCCCUGUUCUCGGCCCUCUGGCUGCUGUGGCUGUUCUGGGAGGCCCCCGGGGGAGCCCCCGCGCCCCAGCGCACGCUCACCAUCCUGGUCUGGAACUGGCCCUUUGCCCGCCGGCCCCCGGAGCUGCGCAGCGACACCUGCGCCCGCCUCGGCGUGGCCCACUGCACCCUGAGCACCAACCGCAGCCUGCUGGCCCUCGCCGACGCUGUGGUCUUCCACCACCGGGAGCUGCAGACCGGGCAGGCCCGCCUGCCCCUGGCCCAGCGGCCGCCUGGGCAGCCCUGGGUGUGGGCCUCCCUGGAGUCGCCCAGCCACACGCACGGCCUCCACCGAUUCCGGGGCGUCUUCAACUGGGUGCUGAGCUACCGGCGGGACUCGGACAUCUUCAUGCCCUACGGCCGCCUGGAGCCCCGGGCGGGGCCCGCGCCCCCGGUGCCCGCCAAGAGCAAGGUGGCCGCCUGGGUGGUCAGCAACUUCCAGGCCCAUCAGCGGCGUGUGCAGCUGUACCGGCAGCUGGCGCCCCACCUGCCGGUGGACGUGUUCGGCCAGGCCAACCGGCGGCCGCUGUGCGCCGACUGCCUGCUGCCCACCGUGGCCCGCUACCGCUUCUACCUGGCCUUCGAGAACUCGCAGCACCGCGACUACGUCACCGAGAAGUUCUGGCACAACGCCCUGGCGGCCGGCACGGUGCCCGUGGUGCUGGGGCCCCCGCGGGCCUCCUACGAGGCCCUGGUGCCGGCCGACGCCUUCGUGCACGUGGACGACUUCGGCUCGGCCCGCGAGCUGGCCGCCUUCCUGCGGGGCAUGAACGAGAGCCAGUACCGCAGCUACUUCCGCUGGCGGGAGUGGUUCCAGGUGCAGCGGGUGGCCAGCUGGGAGCAGCGCUUCUGCGCCAUCUGCACCCGGUACCCCCACCUGCCCCGGGACCAGGUCUACCAGGACCUGCAGGGCUGGUUCCAGGCCUGAGGGCCUCGGCCCGGCUGGGAGCAGGCGGGGUGGGGGCUCAGCUGGGCAUUUAAAGC
Messenger RNA from Pipistrellus kuhlii (Kuhl's pipistrelle), 1090 nucleotides. It is a transcript of the gene FUT7, whose product is annotated as fucosyltransferase 7. Gene Ontology annotation, cellular component: membrane. The coding region runs from base 12 to 1034 and encodes 340 amino acids. The transcript is spliced from 2 exons. The record is from RefSeq and is a predicted model, not a curated record. Lineage: Eukaryota; Metazoa; Chordata; Mammalia; Chiroptera; Vespertilionidae. Gene Ontology annotation, molecular function: alpha-(1->3)-fucosyltransferase activity.